Molecule: messenger RNA, 360 nt
Organism: Macroventuria anomochaeta
Lineage: Eukaryota; Fungi; Ascomycota; Dothideomycetes; Pleosporales; Didymellaceae
Exons: 1
Coding region: 29-250 (73 amino acids)
Source: RefSeq, a predicted model, not a curated record
GUGACAGGGGCUGUGGAUGAGCCAAGAGAUGCUUGUCGGAGCUUGGUUAUGCUUCGUUACAACUAACUCAAAGCAUCCUGUGCAGGCCAUCCAUGGGACACGUGAUGUUCAGAGUGCUGCGUGGAAUUGCACCAGUGAGUUGACAUUGGAAACCUUGAGACAGCACAUCAACAUCUCCGGUUUCCGAGCAGCUCCCAUCAACACAAAGGUCGGCGCAGCACACUCAACAAAUACGACAAUAUUCGGAUAAAGCGAUUCGUCUGGGUACCCCGGUGACGACGGUGAUACCGACUUCCUCACGCAAGCGGAGUGCACUGCACUGUAGCCUCUGCUGACGCUUGAUGCGAUUGGCUCAUCGCA